Messenger RNA from Pisolithus orientalis, 2214 nucleotides. RefSeq lists its product as uncharacterized. Lineage: Eukaryota; Fungi; Basidiomycota; Agaricomycetes; Boletales; Pisolithaceae. The record is from RefSeq and is a predicted model, not a curated record. The transcript is spliced from 5 exons. Bases 49 to 1983 code for a protein of 644 amino acids.
CUCCACCUCAUCUUCCCAAGCGAAUAUCAGACGUGAAUCGUGUACAACAUGUCGAAUAAAUUGUUCGAUGUCUUGCAGUCAGAAUAUUGUCCUCCACUGGACACCUCCCUCUUAGCUGCACUGAUCGCAGACUUGCCACCAGACAACAACGAUGGGAUUUCACCCUCCCCGCAUCAGGUUGCAGCGCUUCGGGCCACUCUGAAAGAACUAGCCAGCCAAGCCACCGAGCAGUACGAAAGCGAACUGCGCGAUGAGCUUGAUUCUGCUCAUCUUUCUUCUCAGUGCUUCAGCACCGACGAGUCGUGCAGCUCCCCCGGUUAUUACGGAGAAACUGCGGAAAGCUUGACUUCUGAAUCCUCUGUACUUUCAAACCAAUCUUUUAGCUCCCCACUGGGCUUUCUGCAAGCCGCGUUACCCCACAUACCAUCUUCCAAACUUAGGCGCGCCCUGAGCGAAGCUGGCUCCACCGACGUUAGCGACGUCGAUAUGGAAUCAAUCAUGGAAAACAUAUUGACAAAUGAAUACAUACGCGAACUCGAGGAACGUGGCCUUGACGGCUUAGACGACGAAGACCCUUCGCACCUUAUCAGUGAUGAUGCGAUUUGGCAUCGCAUGGAGCCCAGGAAGAAGGUUGCUUCACCUUCAACAAACGGGAACGUUACGAAGAAGAAAAAUGUUCGAAACAAGAACAAGACUAUCCCGCUGGUUGACAUACGCCAGAGACAACAUAUACCAUCACCUGCUCGUGAAUCACUAUCCACGCCGGCACCAGACAUGUGGACCCAGGUGUCUUCCAUUUCUGAACAUUUAGCCACACUCCUACCUUCCAAUCCACCCAACUUUUUUCAAUCUUAUUUCCAUUCCCCGAAACAUACCUCACCCGUGAAGGCUGUUCGCGCCGCUCUCUCCGACAUCGCGGAGAGAAUGAAAAAACCAAAAAGUCCCACUCCCUCGCCGCAUUCGGGAGAUACUCUUGUUCUUUUCAAUCUUCUGGACGUUAUCUGCGAAUCCCCAACUUACGCCAGGCUAAACCCCCCACAACGUUCCAACGUCUAUUCCGACGUGCAACUCGCACUUUCAGCGACGCAGGGGCGCGGCGAUAACUCCCUCGACAUCGUUUGGCUUCUCCUUGAGCUGGAGCUUGAUGGCCAAACAGGCAGUCUGGCGAUGGGCGUGUACCACCUUCCGCAGCCUCCCCUUUCCCCGAGCUCACCUUCCGCCGGAUUGUCUUCGCCCGUGUCGCCAAGCAAGUCCCCAAUUCGGGUGACGAAUGCAAUGUCACAGUCACCUCCUACCGCCAAAUGGAUACCUCAUUCGCCGACGAAAGCAGCGAUUUCCAAUGCUCCCGAUUGGCAGACUGUUGCUUCUCGAAAACCGCCCCCCGUCAACCAUCGGCGAUCGCUCUCGUUGUGUAUUCCUAGCUACGGUGACCAUCCAUCUGGUGGGACAGCCAAGGUACGCGGAGCUGGUAACGGUUUUGGUAAGGGCGGCAAGGGCGACGUGGGAGAGCUCACCUCGGGACGGCGUAACAUGCGUAGACAUUUGACAAAAAGUUGGAUGAAGGAGAACGAACUAUUGCGUGAGGCAUCGAGGGCUUGGCGUAGUGGAAACGCGAAAUCCAGGGGGGGCGAGAUCGCUCAGUAUUUUGCUGAGAGAGCGCGUGAGACGCGUGAACGUGCAAAACGCGAAGCGCUUGACGAAGCCCGCCGUAUGGUUGAAACGAAACGGUAUAAAAGCACCGAUUCAAACACGCUUGACAUCCACGGAACCAACGUGUGGGAAGCCACCACGAUUGUCAAGGAAGUCUUGCAGAGGGAAGGUUGCACUCCUUCUAAACCGCUCAGGAUAAUUACCGGCCGGGGUAACCACUCUGCUAACCGUGUCGGUGUACUCAAACCAGCCGUCAAGAAUGCGCUUGUGCGCGACGGAUGGAAUGUAAGUAUAUGGGAAGGCGGACUGGUCGUUCGAGGACGAGGCGCGUGAUCUUGUGUCUGUUGAAGACGACAAGUGAUGUCAGUAGCGAGGGUCUGUGACCCGAUCUCAAACGCACAUUUCAGUGUAUUUGCUUUCCUGUCCUGUAGUGCUUGUUGCGUCCGUUUUCCGCUUCCCUGUAUGCUUUGAUAUAUCCUGGUGUAACGUAGGAUCUACCCUUCUGCUUGAUUUUGUGUACAAUAGUGUGGACAAUGGAAUUACAUCGACGGGAAUACAGCGAGU